AUCAUAUUUAAUAUUAAAUGUUCUUCGUACGUGAAUUGGUAAGGUGCCAAUGUGUUGCCACAUGGAAACAGCUUUAAAGUUUGUUGCUAUGUUUGCAACUUACAAAAUGUUGUGAUGCAUAAAAUGCAACUCUAGCAUAACGGAACUUUAUCCUUAAAAUAGUUUUCAAACCGAAGUUCGUUCAUAUUGAGAAGACGCGUUUGUUCACGAAGCGGUAAUGGAGGAACAACGCAAAUUAAUGCAGGCAUUGCUUGCAAAUGAACACGUAAUAAUGAAUUCUGACUUCGAAACUAGACUAAAUUUUGCUGUAAAACUUAAUGAAGUUUUAUCAGAAUAUUUUGAAACUUUAAACGAUAUGUGUUUGAAACUCCUGAUGCGUGUACGUUCAUGUAUGGGUGAAGAUUCCGAAGAACAAGAAGCGGAAAAAUUAAAAUCGUUGAAGAAAAUUGCUAAAUGUGUGAAAGGUUCAGAGAUUGAUGACUACAGAGAAGGAAAUAAAUUUUUUAGAGAUCUAAAUGGUCGCGCAGCUCCAAAUAACGAAGAUUACAUUAAACGUAAAAGCGAAGGUGAAAUCUUCCCAAUGGAUUUCAGUUUGGUUAAAAACUGUUAUUGGAUUGAAACAGAUAAAAAAUUGCUUCUGAUGGGUAUAAAAGAGCAAAUAGUAAAUACAUUACUGGAGCGAAAAAUUAUUGAUAUACAUUGGGAUGGUAAGAUGGAUUACUUGCAUUCCUCUAAUUUAAAAGAUAUGUUAAAAAAAGUGGACGGAAGAAUAGAAAUUGACUGGUUUCAAAUUUCUGCUGGGGAUCUCAGGAGCAGACAUAAUGAAACAUCAUGCGAGGCAAUGUGGAAUGUUUUUCUGCAUCCGUCACUUAAACGUUCAAAAUGGACUAAUGAGGAGAACAACCGACUUAUAACAGCUGCAAAAAAAUAUAAAUUUCAAAAUUGGGAAGCUAUUGGUAAAGAAGUAGGCGGUCGUUCUGACUAUCAGUGUUACAUACAGUACAGGACAAAAGCCUGCUACAACUUACCAAAUCGUUUUAAAAAGUGGGAUAAAAAUGACGAUAUCAAAUUAAUUGAGUUAGUUCAUAAAAACACAACAAAUAAUGUUACUGAUUGGACAACAGUAACUACUUAUUUUAGAUUUAAGCCUAAAGGUGAUAUUAUAGCGCGUUACAAUACUAGGUUAAAGCCAGGCAUAAAUUUUAAGCCAUUUUCACCAGAAGAAGAUAUCCUUCUUAUUGGUCUUGUUAAAAAGUAUGGAGAAAAAUUUAGUAUAAUACCUCGUGAUAUGUUUCCCGAUCGUACUAUUCUACAACUACGUAAUCGUUACUUAAAUACCCUGAAGCAUCGUCAUAGAAAUACAACGUGGACUUACGAAGAUGAUGAUAAAUUAACAAAGUUUGUUACUGAACAUGGUACAUCAAGUUGGUUAAAGUGUGCUGAAUUGCUAGGCAACCAUACUCGAACGAGUUGCCGCACCCGCUUUAUCACUAUUAAAAGAAUGUUUAAAAAAAAUCCUAAUUUAAAACUUACAGAUGUUCCACGUCAUAAAAUUCUGAAAAGUGACAAUUUAGUAAGGCCAGAUCAUUAUGAAACUCAACUUGAUUUGUUAGAAAGUGAUGAAAUUGGCAAAUUAGCAUACCAUCCUCUGAUUAGUAUUAAAAAAGAAUUAAGAUUAUUGGAAUUAGAAAUGAAUGCGUCUUUCAAAUUCGGCUAUGACUAUAGCACUUUUAAUAGUUAUUUCACAAAGUGGCCUGCGUGUAUUCCAGCAAAAAACAUAAUGGCAAAUGCAUUGAAGAUUCAUACUCCAAUGCAAGUAGACAAUUUAUUGUUAACGAAUUUACCUUUCCAUUUUCAGAAAACAGUAGAAAAGAUGAUGAAAGCUGUAGCGGAACAAAGUCUAAAUAAUUUGCCCCCAAAUUAUUCAACAUUAAUUGCUUAUCGAACGUUGUGUUCCUUUAGAAAGCUAUUCACUCCAAAUUUACUAAAGGUGAAAAACAGUUACAAUAAUGUGGAUUUAACACUGUUCAAACAGCGAUUCAGAUCAACAUUUUUUCUUCCUGGUAUCAUGUGUUGCUCAAAUCCAUCUAAACUUAAUAUUGGACCACUUGAAUACAAACCUGAAAAUAAUGAUCCGGAAGAAAUUUAUCAUUGUGGAAGAUAUUAUAAAAUACAAAAAGUUACGGACCAAGGUUCCAGCCAUGAUACAGAAAAGGAUUCUAUAAAUCCACCAUCAAAGUAACACAUUUUUAUUUAUUAAUCCAGAUUUGUGUUUGUAUUCAUAUAUAAUUAUUGUACUUGCACAUUCGAUAUGAAUUCACACCUUCA
Teleopsis dalmanni is the source of this 2328-nucleotide messenger RNA. RefSeq names its product snRNA-activating protein complex subunit 4-like. Bases 218 to 2242 code for a protein of 674 amino acids. The transcript is spliced from 3 exons. Lineage: Eukaryota; Metazoa; Arthropoda; Insecta; Diptera; Diopsidae. The record is from RefSeq and is a predicted model, not a curated record.